Messenger RNA from Prunus armeniaca (apricot), 483 nucleotides. The record is from the annotation of a GenBank genome assembly. NCBI's taxonomy places the organism in Eukaryota, Viridiplantae, Streptophyta, Magnoliopsida, Rosales, Rosaceae.
AUGGUUUGUAAAUUGUACAAGGCUAUCUACGGCCUUGAGCAAUCCCCACGAGCUUGGUAUGCCAAAUUAAGUUCAGCUCUUGAAAGCAACAACAUGGGAGAGAUUCAUAAACUCAAGCCAUUUCUUCACAAGAAGUUUGCUAUUAAGGAUUUAGGGUCCUUCAAAUAUUUUUUGCGUAUUGAAAUUGCCUCCUCAAGCAAAGGUUUAUUUCUUAAUCAAUGCAAGUAUGUGCUAGAUCUUCUUCAAGAAACUGGAAUGCUAGAUACCAAACCAUUUAUUACCCCAAUUGACUGCAAGGCCAAACUUGGUCUAGAUGGAGAAUUGUUGGCAGAUGCUAGUUAUUAUCUGAGGCUGGUUGGGAGGCUUAUUUAUCUUACUGUCACUUGUCCUGACAUCUGUUAUGCAGCAAUCAAACGGAUUCUUCAUUACCUAAAGGGUUCCAUUAGUCGUGGUAUCUUGAUAAGGGAAAAUGGAAAUAGUUAG